UCACGUUCGUUGUAAUUUCUCAACAUUGGCCAUUAGGUCACCGAGGCUUAUCCAGAACCAGGACAGUGUGAUGCCCGAGGUUCUGAGGCUAGUAUGGACUACAGUACAUUUUGUGUCAACAGUUUGAUACAAGGACGUGAAAACUAAAGGAUUUAAAAAAAAAAGUUCAAGAGGUACAAUACUUCCCUGCCAUCUUCCAACAGUAUUACCAGGCUGUAUAUGUUCAGUUUAUAAAGCUGAGGGUAACUGACGGUUGAGUAUGUUAGAACAGUAUUGAUGUAGUACUCUUAUUUAAAAAUUAAAGUGAUUAUAUAUGUAUGAGGUGGAAGUUAUACCCAGUUUAGUACAUUAAUACAGUACAGUAUAUUAAUAAUUAUGUUACUCUGAUAUAAAGCAUUUAUCUGAGAUGAUCCUUAAUAUGAAAUAUAGUACUAUAGUCUACUCUUCAGUCUUAAUUAUUGAUGUAUGUACUUUGUAAAUGUAUGUUUUGUAUUGUAAUAUUAAAUCAAUAAGCAGUGUAUACAUUGUUCACAGAUGUGGAUGAAUUGUUUUGAUAAACACUACAAUGAACUUUGUUAAAUUGAGCAAUUUUGCAAUUGGUUAGUCAUCCAGUAACUGUGGGAAAAUUUAUACCUUCAGAAUUAAUGCUUUAAAAUUUUUACUAGUGGGCUUAACUCCAACACUCUUAUAAAUUCAUUUCCAACAAUGGCAAAUAAAACUAAAGUGAAGUGUAAAGAAUGUGGAAAAAAAUUUGAGCGCAAGUUCAACUUGGCGAGACAUAUGGUGGUCCACAAUGGUGACAGUUCUAUUAAGUGCAAAAUAUGUGACAAAUCUUUUCAUGCUAAGUCUGAUCUAACUCAGCACAUGAAUAAGAGUCACUCUGGCGACAGUGAAACCAUCCAGUCACCCCAACUGGUAGACAGUUACAGAAAUAUCAAACCUAAGUGUAGCGAAUGUGGUAAGACUUUGGCUAGCGACUGGCAUCUUAGCCGGCACAUGAGGAGCCACGCAAACAUUGAAUAUAAGUGUGAUGAGUGUGGGAAGGUAUUUCUAUCCAAUUGGAACUUAACACAGCAUAUGAAGACCCACACUAAUUUCAAGCCAUUCAAGUGUUCUGAAUGUGAGAAAGGAUUUAUUGAUAAUGGAUCCUUGAGAAGACACAUGUUUAAACACACAGGUGAGAAGCCUCACAAGUGCACAGAAUGUGGCAAGUCAUUUGCAAUUAUACAGCGCCUAAAUUUGCACAAGAAGACCCAUGCAAGUGAUAGGUUCAAGUGCAGUGAAUGUGAUAUGGUCUGUGAUACCAAGAAGGAUCUUGUUCUACAUAUGAGGAGUCAUACAGGUGACAAACCUCAUACGUGUGAUAUCUGCGGAAAGUCUUAUGCCAUUGUAUCACGAUUAAAUCUGCACAUGGCCACCCACAGUGGUGAUGCUCUGUAUGACUGUAGCUUCUGUGGUAAGUCUUUUGCCACGAAGGUUCACAGGAGUCAGCACAUACGCACCCACAUAAAAUAUAACAGACCUCACACAUGUCGUGAAUGUGGAAAAGCAUACACAACAAAGUGGCACCUCGACCAACACAUGAAGACUCACUCAAACAACAAAUACCCAUGUAGUGAGUGUGGAAAAGAAUUUAAGACUAAGUGGCGGCUAAGAAAACACAAGAUCACUCAUACCCCUGACAAACCUUUCAAGUGUCAAGAAUGUGAUCAGUCAUUCCCCACUAAUUGGUAUCUUAAUCAACACAUGUACAUCCACACUGGGAACAGUCCGCAUAAGUGUGACUUAUGUGACAGAACAUUUUCUUUUGGCCAUUCUCUUAUACGGCACAUGAAGACUCAUUCAGAUGACAAGCACACCAGAAGCAAGACAACACCUCAUGAAAAGUCAUCUGUGUCUCUGAAUGCUGAUGAUUCAGAGGACAGCGGAAGAUAUAUUGAUUAUUCACCAUCAGGAAAUGGUGAAUUUUCUGACUCCAAUUCAGAUGACAAUUGUGAAGACCCAAGACCAAUAUCUCCUAAAGAGCCAUCCUUGCCACUAAAUGCUGAAGAGUCAGAUGAUGAUGGAAGGUUUGCAGAUUAUUUACCUUCAGAAGAUGAUGAAAUUAUUGACCCAAGUUUGAUUGAUAAUUCUCAAGAGUUGAAACCCAUUAAGCAGGAGAUAGAUAUGUGUGCAUUUAUGUGUGAACCAAUUAUAAAAGAAGAAAAGGAUAUUGCUGACAUUUAUAUAAAGCAAGAACAUUAACGAUAGUAAUUUGAAGAACAUUAAAAAUAUUACUUUUUCCAUACUCUGCACUCUGUGGGUAAAUAAACAAAGGAGAUAUUGAGGAAUCUUAAUGGUGUAAAGGGGGCAAGAGAGGACCUGUUUCGUAAACCAAAGUAAAUAAAGUGUACUGUAAUGUAUUGUACCUACCAGGUAGUUGAUGUUACCUUGACAGUACCAAAGGACAGGUAUUAAUAUCAGAAGACAGCAUACAGGGUGGUUACCUUUUCUGAACUCACCCGGGUGCUGUCUGUUCAAGCUGUUUCAUGUCAGCAAAGUAAAUGAUCCCAAUUGGAUAGAGUUUGUGUGACCAAAAACUACCAACUCUGUAGUAUCCUUACAAAUUAUGAAAAAUACAGAUCCCAAAUCCCCCCUCUGCUCAAAUAGCAACAGCUCUUACAACACUUCAGUAUACUGCUUCCAGACACUUCCUCAAACUUUACCAAGAUGGUUUGACUACACCAGCACAACCCAUCUGUUCCUAAUGUGUAAUCAACAUUCCUCUGAAAUAAUUUUCCUUGAAACAAUUCACCAUCUGUUGUUGCUUCAUCCAGCUGGGCAGUUGAUGACUCUGGAGUGGCAAUACCCUAUAUCUCCAAUGUUGUAAUAAAAAUAAUUACAGUACA
Homarus americanus (American lobster) is the source of this 2888-nucleotide messenger RNA. RefSeq names its product zinc finger protein OZF-like. The record is from RefSeq and is a predicted model, not a curated record. NCBI's taxonomy places the organism in Eukaryota, Metazoa, Arthropoda, Malacostraca, Decapoda, Nephropidae. The transcript has 3 exons. The coding region runs from base 706 to 2244 and encodes 512 amino acids. Gene Ontology annotation, molecular function: DNA-binding transcription factor activity; RNA polymerase II cis-regulatory region sequence-specific DNA binding. Gene Ontology annotation, biological process: regulation of transcription by RNA polymerase II.